AUGCCUUCAGACGCCCCCAAGUCCCGGUUUCGCAAGAUCCAGAGCUUCAAAACUGACUACGCUCCUUGCACAAUCACCCAAUAUGCCUCGGAGCGCAGUGGCAUGCAUGUCGUAGUCGCUGACCGCCAGGGCCCCAAGAUCAAUGGUUACUUUACCCUCGCCACUGAAAUCUUCGACGACUCGGGUGCGCCGCACACCCUCGAGCACCUGGUCUUCAUGGGCUCCAGGAGCUACCAAUACAAGGGCCUGCUCGACAAGCUCUCCUCUCGCGCCUACUCGUCCACCAAUGCCUGGACCGCCACCGACCACACUGCCUACACCCUCGAGACUGCCGGCUGGGACGGCUUUGCCCAGGUCCUCCCCGUCUACCUCGAGCACAUCAUCCUGCCCGUCAUCACCGAUGAUGCCAUCGUCACAGAGGUCUGGCACGUCGACGGCGAGGGCAACGAUGCUGGCGUGGUCUACUCCGAGAUGCAGGCCGUCCAGUUUCGCAGCUCCGAGAUCAUGGAUAUCAAGGCACGCCGCCUCAUGUACCCGGAAGACGUCGGUUUCCGCUACGAAACCGGCGGCAGGACCGACGCUCUCCGCGUCCUCACUCCCGAACGCAUCCGCCAGUUCCACCGCGACAUGUACCAGCCCAGAAACCUCUGCCUCGUCAUUGUCGGUGAGACAAACCACGAUGACCUGCUACGCAUCCUGGACCAGUUCGAGGAGAGCAUCAAGGACGAUAUUCCUCCACCGACUGCCCCGUUCAAGCGGCCAUGGGUCGAUUCUUCUCAGCCCCCGGCACUCCGAGAGUCCGUCCUCACCACCGCCGAGUUUCCCGAAGAAGACGAAUCUGUCGGCGAAAUCCUGGUUGGCUUCUUCGGACCCAACUGCACCGAUCUCAUUGCCACCUCGGCCCUCAACGUUCUCCUGACGUAUCUCUGCGGCUCCUCCGUCUCCAUUCUCGAAAAUGUGCUUGUAGAGCGCGAGGAAUUGGCCAGUUCCAUCACUCACUGGUGGGAUUCUCGGCCCGAUUCCGUCAUCUGGAUCCAGCCGACUGGCGUCGCCACCGAGAAGCUCGAGUUCGUGGAGAAGCGCCUCUUUGAACUUCUCAAAGAGGUCGCGUCCAACCCGCUGGACAUGGAUUACAUGAGGGAGUGCAUUCGCCGAGAGAAGCGUCAGGUCAAGUUUCAUGCCGAGACAUCGGAAUCCUUCUACGCCACCAACAUCAUCACCGACUAUCUCUUUGGCAGGCGCGACGGCUCGACGCUCAAGGAGCUCGAGACACUGAGCGAGUACAACGCCUUGGAGCUGUGGACCGACGAUCAAUGGCGCGAGUUCCUGCGAAAGUGGAUUGCCGACGCACACCACGUCUCCCUUCUUGGGAAGCCCUCGCUCGAGCUCGCAGCCAAGAUGAAAAAGGACGAGGCAGAUCGCAUAGCAAAGCGCAAGGAGGAGCUCGGCUCCGACGGCUUGCAAAAGCUUGGAACACGCCUUGACGAGGCCAAGAAGAACAAUGAUGCUCCCAUCCCGGCCGAUGUCAUCGACCGCUGGACGGUACCCGGGACCGAAUCCAUUCACUUCAUCGAGUCGGAUACGGCGCGCUGCGGCCGCGCGCGAUCCGUUGGGCUUGGUGACGGGCCGGCCCAGAAGCUGAUCGAGGCCGCGCCCGCCGGGAAACUGCCGCUCUUCAUCCAGUUCGAGGACGUCCCGACAAAUUUUGUGCACAUCACGAUCCACGUGGGCACCUCGGACGUGCCCGUCCACCUCAAGCCGUUGAUGCCCAUCUUCAGCGACAACCUCUUCAACACACACAUUAUGCGGGACGGAGAGAUGAUCAAAUUUGAGCAGGUGGUGAUGGAGCUCGAGCGGGACAGCAUUGGCUACGGCAUCGGCUCGGCGCGCUCUUUGGGCGACCCGGAUGGGUUCAUGAUCCAGUUCCAGGCCGAACCGGACAAGUACGCCGCCGCGGUCGGCUGGCUGCGCACCAUGAUGUUCGACUCCGUGUUCGACCCCCAACGCCUGCGGGCCGCCGUCAACAAGGCCCUGGCCGACAUCCCCGAGUCGAAGCGUGACGGGCGCGGCAUGGCUGGCGAAGUGGACGCGGCCAUCCACAUGGAGAAGUCGUCCUUGUCCGUGGCCAAGCGCGUGCUCGUCAGGGCCGUCUAUCUCAAGCGCCUCAAGAAGCUCCUCAAGAGCGACCCGGACAAGGUCGUAUCCUGGUUCAACACCGUCCGGUCCUCGCUCUUUACCUUUCAAAACAUGCGCCUCCUGGUCACGGCGAACCUCAAGACCCUCGCGGAUCCCAUCACCACGUGGGACUCGCUCGCCGAGCGUCUCACCCCGCGGGAUGAGAUGGUGCCCAUCCCCAAGCUCGUGAGCCUGCUCAACGACGAAGGACGGAAACCGGGCUCGGUGGGCGCAGUCCUGAUCCCCAUGACGACGCUCGACAGCUCGUACUCGGUCAGCUCGGCACCCAGCAUCACCUCUCUCUUGGACCCCCGCUUCCCCGCGAUCAUGGUCGCCAUCGGCUACCUUGAGGCCGUUGAGGGGCCGCUAUGGAACGCGGUGCGUGGCGCGGGCUUCGCCUACGGGUUCUUCUUCUCGCGCAACGUCGACUCAGGCAUCCUGUCGUACCGCGUUUACCGCUCGCCCGACGCCUCAAAGGCCAUUGCCGCUUCGCGUGACGCCAUCCGCAAGAUUGUCGAGGGUGACGUCGCCAUCGACCGCCACCUGCUAGAGGGAACCAUGAGCCAGAUUGUCGUCAUGCUCGCCGAUGAGCAGGCCACCAUGCCCAGCGCCGCCCAGCAAAACUUUAUCCAGGGCGUCGUCCGCGGGCUGCCCAAGGACUGGAACAAGGACUGUCUGCGGCGCGUCAGGGCCGUGACGGAGGAUGAGAUGAGGGCCGCGAUGCGGGAUUUCAUCAUGCCCUGCUUCCAGCCCGGCGUGAGCAACGUCGUGGUUACGUGCGCUAAGCUCAUGGUUGAGGGCAUGGAAACUGCCUUCAAGGGUAUGGGCUACAAGGUUCAGACGCGCGAGCUGAACCAUUUCCACGAUGACUACGGACUGGAAGCUGGCGAGGAUGACGACGCCGACGAUGACGACGCCGACGAUGACGAAGAAGACGAGGAAGGGUCGGGGGGAUCUGAUGACGAUGACGAUUCACAGGACGACUAG
Molecule: messenger RNA, 3162 nt
Organism: Hirsutella rhossiliensis
Lineage: Eukaryota; Fungi; Ascomycota; Sordariomycetes; Hypocreales; Ophiocordycipitaceae
Product: peptidase m16 inactive domain-containing protein
Exons: 3
Coding region: 1-3162 (1053 amino acids)
Molecular function (GO): metal ion binding
Source: RefSeq, a predicted model, not a curated record